AUGGAUGUCGUGGAACAGUCCAGCACAUUCGGCGAUAAUGCCCUCCCAUCACCAAUCCUUAUGGCAACUACACUGUGGUGGUACGGUGCCAGAAUUUAUGUAUCUCCACAUGGUGGACUCUCACUGGUACCAAUUCCCUCCCAUGAACCCUCUCUGUAUGGCCUUCUCGGCUUCUGGAUGGACCAUCAUGGAACGCUGGCUGUUGCUGGUAAACUUUUUGUCAUCUGGGUAUUCAUGAAUACAAAUUCCCUAAAUUCACCAGCCAAUCUUUUGGUCGUCAACCUGGCCAUCUCCGACUUCUUCUUGAUGCUUACCAUGACUCCUCCUCUCCUGGUCAACGCUUACUGGGGCACAUGGGGCGUUUCGGUGCCUUCUUCUGUGAGAUCUUACGCUUUCCUGGGUUCACCUUUUCGGCUGCGUGUCCCAUCUGUUCCAUGGUCUUCAUCACUGGCUGAUCGAUACAACGUCAUUGUCAAGGAGGUAUCUGCUUGA
This is a messenger RNA of Penaeus chinensis, 492 nucleotides long. RefSeq names its product rhodopsin-like. The record is from RefSeq and is a predicted model, not a curated record. NCBI's taxonomy places the organism in Eukaryota, Metazoa, Arthropoda, Malacostraca, Decapoda, Penaeidae. Bases 1 to 492 code for a protein of 163 amino acids. Gene Ontology annotation, cellular component: membrane. The transcript is spliced from 2 exons.